This is a messenger RNA of Talpa occidentalis (Iberian mole), 4855 nucleotides long. RefSeq names its product EBF transcription factor 2 (gene EBF2). Gene Ontology annotation, molecular function: RNA polymerase II cis-regulatory region sequence-specific DNA binding; DNA-binding transcription factor activity, RNA polymerase II-specific. Gene Ontology annotation, biological process: regulation of transcription by RNA polymerase II. Lineage: Eukaryota; Metazoa; Chordata; Mammalia; Eulipotyphla; Talpidae. The record is from RefSeq and is a predicted model, not a curated record.
GGGAGGAGCAGGGCGGGGGGACCAGGAGGAAGGAGCGAGAUUAGGUAGUCAUCAAUCUCCUCCUGUUUCUCCCAGAACAGGUGAUGCUUCUAAAUUGUGUGCACUUUCCGGAGGCUGCGCUGCCGCUGGAAGGAUGCGAGCGACCUAGGGCAGAGGGCCUGGGGGGGCAGAUUUGAACUUGCGGAGGAUAAAACCCAAACUUUGCAUCCGACUGUCUUGACCAGAAGCAAAGGACCGUUAUUUUUCUCUCUUCACCCCCCCCCUUUUUCUAAGAGAGGCUCAAACUUCGGCACUUGAUCCCUUGGAUUGUUUUGGAGGAGACGCUUUGGUGACAGCCUUGGGGACAGUGAGGACUGUGUUGUAACUCUUAUUUUUAAAGCGACCGUAGAGCAGACUUUUUAAAUGUUUGGGAUUCAAGAUACUUUAGGAAGAGGACCAACUCUGAAAGAGAAAUCGCUGGGCGCCGAGAUGGAUUCGGUCAGGUCCUGGGUCCGGAAUGUCGGCGUAGUGGACGCUAAUGUCGCGGCGCAGAGUGGAGUCGCUCUCUCUCGGGCCCACUUUGAGAAGCAGCCUCCCUCCAACUUGAGGAAAUCCAACUUCUUUCACUUCGUGCUGGCGCUCUAUGACAGGCAGGGGCAGCCGGUGGAGAUUGAGCGCACAGCCUUCGUAGACUUUGUGGAAAACGACAAAGAACAAGGCAACGAGAAGACCAACAACGGCACCCACUACAAGUUGCAGCUUCUCUACAGCAACGGUGUCCGCACCGAGCAGGACCUGUAUGUCAGACUUAUUGACUCGGUCACCAAGCAGCCCAUAGCUUAUGAGGGACAAAAUAAGAAUCCAGAAAUGUGCCGAGUUCUCCUGACACACGAAGUGAUGUGCAGUCGAUGUUGCGAAAAGAAAAGUUGUGGAAACCGAAAUGAGACUCCUUCAGACCCUGUCAUCAUCGACAGAUUCUUUUUAAAAUUUUUCCUCAAGUGCAAUCAGAAUUGUUUGAAAACAGCAGGAAACCCAAGGGACAUGAGGAGGUUUCAGGUUGUGUUGUCAACAACAGUGAAUGUGGAUGGACAUGUGCUGGCUGUUUCUGACAACAUGUUUGUUCAUAACAACUCCAAGCAUGGACGGAGAGCCAGAAGACUGGACCCAUCCGAAGCUACCCCCUGCAUCAAAGCCAUCAGCCCAAGCGAAGGCUGGACCACAGGAGGAGCCAUGGUCAUCAUCAUCGGAGACAACUUUUUUGAUGGCCUCCAAGUGGUGUUUGGGACUAUGCUUGUGUGGAGCGAGCUAAUCACCCCUCAUGCCAUCAGAGUGCAGACUCCUCCUCGGCACAUCCCUGGAGUCGUGGAAGUGACAUUAUCUUAUAAAUCCAAACAGUUCUGCAAAGGUGCUCCGGGGAGGUUCAUUUACACAGCAUUAAAUGAACCCACCAUAGACUAUGGCUUCCAGAGGCUCCAGAAAGUCAUCCCACGGCAUCCUGGGGAUCCUGAGAGAUUAGCUAAGGAAAUGCUGUUGAAAAGAGCUGCAGAUCUAGUGGAGGCCCUCUAUGGCACACCACACAAUAAUCAGGACAUCAUUUUGAAGCGAGCCGCAGACAUUGCUGAAGCCCUCUACAGUGUCCCCAGGAAUCCCAGCCAGAUCCCAGCUCUCUCCAGCUCUCCAGCUCACAGUGGCAUGAUGGGAAUCAAUUCCUAUGGCAGCCAGCUCGGGGUCAGCAUCUCAGAGUCAACACAGGGAAAUAAUCAAGGAUACAUCCGCAACACGAGCAGCAUCUCUCCACGUGGCUACUCUUCCAGCUACCCCCAGCAGUCCAACUACAGCACCUCCAGUAACAGUAUGAACGGCUACAGCAAUGUCCCCAUGGCCAACCUGGGCGUUCCAGGGUCACCGGGAUUUCUCAAUGGCUCCCCCACUGGCUCCCCUUAUGGAAUCAUGUCAUCAAGCCCCACUGUUGGAUCUUCUAGCACGUCCUCCAUCCUCCCGUUUUCCUCUUCGGUUUUUCCUGCUGUCAAACAGAAGAGUGCCUUUGCCCCUGUCAUCAGGCCCCAAGGCUCCCCUUCGCCCGCCUGCUCCAGUGGCAAUGGAAAUGGAUUCAGAGCCAUGACUGGACUAGUCGUGCCCCCGAUGUAAAGAAGAGGAAGAACUGCUUUCUUAUAGCACAAAACUACUUACUUUGAUGGACCAAUAAUGAGGAAAACACUCUGAGCUCCUUAGGGAGAGCUGAGGCCCCAAAUGAACAUGAUGGACAGACUUGGGUAUCCAGGAGCUUGCAUCUCACCUGGUCUCAUGUUCCUCAUGUGGCCCUGAUGGUGGCUACACAAACUCACCCUUUUGUGGGGAAGGACAAAAGAUGUCAUUGACGUAGUCAGUGCUAAGAGCAGAAAUGCAAUUCUUUGUUAUGAACAUUAUGAGAACCACCUUCCUAUGUUUGUAAAAUAUUUAAGAAAAAAAUUGGCAAACAAUUCAUGCUUAAUAUUUUGGAUACUAUUUGUUUUUCUUUGUAGGAAAAAAAAGUUGAAAGUUUCUAUUUUCUAUGAAGCCUUUCAGAUACCAAUUUAGUUUAUGCAGAAAAAAAAAAUGAACAAAACAGGGUACCAGCAUGGAAGACUUUCUUAAAACGAAACCUGAAUUGAAUGAUAAAAUGUUGUUGUAUGUGUGUUUGCUUAUAGUUUAAUCUCUUAAAAAAAAAAACAAAAAAGGGAAAAAUUUUAAAAUGUUUUACAAUUAUUUAAAUAAAUAAACGUGUAACUUAUUGUAAGUAGAAGUAGAGAUUAAGACCUUUUUGGAGAAGAAAGAAAUUUCUCUUCCUGAUGUAAAAUGAAAAUGAUGCAAAAUGUAGUAACAAGUUUAAACAGUGUGUGAUUAUUACUACAGUUACUUACUAGACUCUUAUCCCCCUCCCUACAUCCCCCUCUUUUUCCAUCAUUUGAUUGAUCCAUGGAACAUGUACUUCAUGUAAUUCCUACAGACAAGCUGAUGCAGAAACAAAGAUUCAAGUUCAUGCACAUACAUGAAUACUCGAGUCCACCAAUUCAUCCCCAGCUCCGUCUGCUUUCUAAAUAGUCUCUAUGCCCCUUUGGUAGUCACCAUUUUAUUUUUUAAGUUAUAUUAGCUCUCAGAAUCCCCCCAUGAACAGUGCAGACAAUUUCUCUCUAAAUUUCAUUCCAGAGAAAGAAAUAUUUCACCUUAAAGAUGAUUCAAAGCCACGUGACUUUCCCAUCCAGGCAGCCCCUUUGGAGUUCCCCCUUGACAGAGCCACACACUCCUCUUCUUUGGUUACCUGCCCCACCGCAGAGCUUCAGAAGUAGGGUUUGAAGAAGACAACUCUGUUUCUUGGACCCUUAAACAUUGAUAUUAAAAUACCCACAUUCUUCUUUGUAGAUUUUCUCUUUCAUUGCAUUUGAAACCUCUUGGGAAUAGUAUGUAUCCAACUUGACACAUUUUCUAGGUAAGAGUAGGGUAGGAAGUGGAAGAGGAUGUUAAAAGCCCUACAUCCUCUUCUGAUGUUUGAAGAAAGAGCGUUCCAGAAUCCUGCCAGGGUCAGAGAUGAGGGGCAUCUGUGUUUUAUGCAGCACAGUCACCCGGCGCUGUGAUGGGCUCUGUCCUGGGACUAGCUCUUAGGAGGAAAGUCCUUGCAGGAUCUGCUAGCAUUGGCUGAAUUUGGAAAGCCUGUGUGAUCCUGAAGAUGUAUCUAGACUCAUUUGGACUGCCAAUAAGGAUGCCAUUUUAUUCCAGGCCAGGGUUCUCCUUGCUGAGUCCUUGGCAUCACUGUAGAGUCUAUACACAGACUUGGGUUUGGCGUUCUUGAUGCAGCUGUCAUGGAAAAACAUUGGUGCUGCGUCUGGGCCAAUUUUGGACAACUCCAUAAAUUCUGCCUCCCUUAUGUUUGCCCCUGGGUACAUGCUCAUACCUAUCCAACCUUCACUGGUCUUAUUUUGCCUUUAAUCUGUUAUGGAAUCAACUAACAUGACCCAAAUAUUGUUUCUAUGCACACGAGAAUCCAAGGUUUUGGAAACCUGACUUGCUUAUAAUUAUUGGUGACAGAUUCUCAGAGUCAGGACUUAAAGCACCAAAACAGAGGGACACACACAAGGGGAGUUCCUGGUGAAAAACCUGAGGGGUGGGGAGAAAUCUGAGGAAUAUAGACAUUCCCAUCCUAAAGUGAAGGCAGAACAAAAUUAAGCAUGUUUAGAUCUGGAUUUGAGCCAAUCCAACAUAAGGAAAUGUUUUUUUUAAAGUAGCAUUGCUUUUAGAACCUGUGAAUUUUGCUCUUGCAUGAAGAUGAGUGCAGUACUGUCUUCAAAAUGAUUGUAGAAUUUGUUGGUAGCUUUACACCGAAAAAUGUGUGUAACUAAAUACCAGACAUCCUUGACCAUUCAGCUAGAACCUUGGCAGCAACAGAUCUAUAUAAUUGUACAAAUGUGUGUAAGGAUUAUUUUUAGUGUACUAAUAAAUUGAAAACAAAGCAACUCUGUCCUCUUCCUCUUUAGUCAUUGCUGUUGAAUCCUCCCUGUCCCAGGUUAUUUUGUGCCACUUGGAAUACAAGUAUUUCUAUAGGUAACGACAAAUUCUAUCCUAUCUUUGUAAGAGGAGCUGUGUAAGAUUUUUCAUUUAAAGGAACAAUUUGCUUCAUUAUUUAUCUCAUUUUUUGGUUAUAGCAUCGUAAUUUUUCCCAGUUUUCUUUGCACAUUUCAAUAUGCAUGGUUUAAAAACCAUUAUCUUCUCUACCUUUUGUACAGUAAGGUUUCAUUUUCAAACUGUAUAGUUUCAUUUUAUUGUUUUGCUUUGUCAGUUAUAUACAGUAUAAAGUUGCUAUGCACAGAGCUUUUUGUAAAGACAGCUUUUUUUGUUUACUGUU